AUGGAAGUUCUGCUAUUUGAAAAAGCAGUUCUGCUAAUUGAAAAGAAAGCUCCGCUAUUUGAAAAGGGAGUUCUGCUAUUUGAAAAAGAGGUUCUGCUAUUAGAAAAAGAAAUUCCGCUAUUAGAAAAGGGAGUUCUGCUAUUUGAAAGCAAAGCUACGCUAUUUGAAAAGGAAGUUCUGCUGUUUGAAAAGGAAGCUCCGCUAUUUGAAAAUGGAGUCCUGCUAUUUGAAAAGGACUUUCUGCUAUUUGAAAAGGGAGUGCUGCUCUUUGAAAGUAAAACUUCGCUAUUUGAAAGGAAAGCUUCGCUGUUUGAAAUGGCAGUUUUGCCAUUUGAAAAGGAAGUUCUGCAAUUUGAAAAAAAAAGUUCUGCUCUUGGAAAAGAAACCUCUGCUAUUUGA
This is a messenger RNA of Paramuricea clavata, 399 nucleotides long. The record is from the annotation of a GenBank genome assembly. NCBI's taxonomy places the organism in Eukaryota, Metazoa, Cnidaria, Anthozoa, Malacalcyonacea, Plexauridae.